Molecule: messenger RNA, 1687 nt
Organism: Episyrphus balteatus (marmalade hoverfly)
Lineage: Eukaryota; Metazoa; Arthropoda; Insecta; Diptera; Syrphidae
Gene: PIG-M
Product: GPI mannosyltransferase 1
Exons: 1
Coding region: 315-1655 (446 amino acids)
Biological process (GO): GPI anchor biosynthetic process
Cellular component (GO): glycosylphosphatidylinositol-mannosyltransferase I complex; membrane
Molecular function (GO): alpha-1,4-mannosyltransferase activity; GPI mannosyltransferase activity
Source: RefSeq, a predicted model, not a curated record
UCGAGUUCCUGCUCAUCGUCGUUAAAAAAAAAAAAACUCUACAAAAUAUUACAAUACCAUCAAAUCUAAAUGGAUUCCGUUCGCAAAGCCCAUAAACGGAUGCACAAUUAUCCAAUACUCUUAGGAAAAUGUGCUCAAAGUGCAACUGCAUAUGCGGCUUGUGUUUCACGUGAUUUAAAUAUAAAACAUCUUGCUUGUGAUAAAGAAUUUGAAUUAUUUAAAAAAUGUAUUCAGCAAGCAGCCAAAGAUAUGAAAACUAAAAUAUAAAAAAUUAAAUACAAAAUUAAACAAGAAAAACAAAACAGACAACAAAAAUGAAAAUCAAAGAACAUUUUAAUAAAAUAUCCAUCAACCAACAUUUGGUUGCUUCGAUUUUAAUUAGACUGGUACUAAUAGUCUAUGGCCAAAUACACGAUCAGCACUCGGAAGUGCCAUACACUGAUGUUGACUACAAAGUGGUAACAGAUGGUGCACGGCAUGUAUUAAACGGAGAAUCACCAUUUCGUCGACACACUUAUCGCUAUAGUCCUCUCUUGGCGAUGAUACAAAUUCCUGCUGUUUUGUUUCAUCAGUCAUUAGGGAAAUAUAUCUUCUCUCUCUUUGAUAUAUUCGUCGCUAUCUUAAUCUAUAAAAUAGUUUCCAACAAGCUUCGAUUGCAGUACAAAAAAGCUGUUCAAUCGGUUCUUAUGCAAUAUGGAAAGAAUUCCCAAUGGAAACAGUUGCCAGACAACCAUAAUCGACCUGUAGAAUUGGCAAAGUACUCGGUUCUAAUGUGGCUCUAUAAUCCUCUGACAAUGGUUAUCUCAACCCGAGGCAAUGGGGACUCAUUUUCCAGCUUUUUUGUCAUUCUAACAAUUUACUUCAUUACAAAGUCGGAAGAAAAGUCAAAUUUGAACUCAUUUCUUGCUGGCUUGUCACAUGGAAUAGCUAUUCACCUUCGACUCUAUCCGAUACUAUUUAGCUUGGCCUUAUAUCUUUGUUUGAAUGAAAAACUAAUUGUUAAUGUUGUGAUGUUUUUUAAGCAAAUUUUAAUGCCAAAUAUGCAACAGAUUCUGCUUGUAAUCGGUACUUUAGUCAGUUUGACUGCACUUACUGGAUUCUUCUAUCAUCUCUACGGAUGGAAUUACAUCUACGAAGCAUAUCUUUAUCAUUUCGUUCGCAAAGAUGCACGUCAUAAUUUCUCACUUUAUUUUCUAAUGCAAUAUCUAUCUGGCAAUGAGAAAGCUUCGCUGAUUGAAAAAAUUCUCAUAGUCCUUCCACAAUUAUUAUUAAUGCUAUAUCUAACCAUUAGUUUUGGUCAAUUUCGUCAAACUUUACCAUUUUGUAUCUUUGCGCAGACUUUCAUUGCGGUAACAUAUAAUUCUGUUGUGACAUCGCAAUAUUUCGUCUGGUAUUUGGCAUUAUUACCAAUUUGUUUGAAUAAUCUUCAAACAAUGCCAAUUAGAACGGCUACAAUGUACUUUGUUAUAUGGUUAUUAGGUCAAGGAUUAUGGUUGUUGCCAGCUUAUUUAUUGGAAUUCAAAACAUGGAAUACAUUCAAUUGGAUUGGUGGACAAGCGGUAUUCUUUUUUCUUAUAAAUAUUUUUUUAUUGACCAGGCUGAUCAAGUACUAUAGUUUUACAUCGUUUAAAAUUAAAUUUAAAAAAAUAUUUUAAUGAUUAUCUUUUUUUUUUGUAAAAUAUUAUUU